AUGUCGUUCCAUUUCUCUCCCUUCAACAGCCAGAGCAAUUGUUCCCACUGUCAAUCGGAAGAUGUUCGAAUCGUAUGUGAGUCACUCUAUCGAUGCCACACUUGUUCUCUCUAUUUGUGCGAUUAUCAUGGUCAAAAACAUGGUCUUUCCCAUUCCGAUCAUCAUUUGGUGAAAAAACUAAAUGACCCACGCAUGACUUUUGACAUGAGUCAUUCGGGAGCUUUUGGGGCACCAACAAUAUUCAGCACCACCACCACCACUCAACUACAACCGUCGAGUCUUUUCUUUUCAUCCACUUUUCCAUCCACUCCGUCCUCUCUAUCAUUUAAUUGGAAUACGACUAGUAGUAGUUUUGGAGCCAGCUCCACAACUAUGAUGAGUGAGAACCAACAACAUGAUACUGUUAAAAAAAAGAAUGACAAAAAGAAUGAAGUGAAAUUAAUUCUUGUGGGUGAUGGAUCUGUCGGAAAAUCCAUGUUUGUGUCAAGAUUGAGAAACAUCUCAUUCAACACAACCGAGUACAAACCAACUGUGGGAGUGGAAGUUUUUAGUGUCGAUUUUGAAACCAUUGCUCAUGGUCCAAUUCGUGUGAAUUUUUGGGAUACUGCUGGACAAGAGAAAUUUGGUGGUUUAAGAGAUGGAUAUUAUUUGUUAGGACAAUGUGCAAUAAUCAUGAACGACACUUCCUAUCCAUCCACGUUAAAAAGCGUUCCUAAUUGGCAUCGUGAUCUCACUCGAGUCUGUGACAAGAUUCCAAUUGCCUUAUGUGGAAAUAAGACAGAUGUAAUUUCAAAUGCAAGCGAAAUGGAGAGUCUUGAACAACAAACUCAAUUACUUUGUGUCAGAAAACAAUUUAAAUGUUUUAUGAUUUCAGCCAAACAAGAUCCACUCGAAAAAUUGCAACAAGUGAUUGAAAGUUUAGUUCAAGAAGUGAAAAAGGAUCCAACAGUCAAAUUUUUGAGUACUUUGAAACUUGAAAAAGAGACAGCGAUGAAACGUCAAUUGUACUUGAAAAUGCAAGAUUUUGUCCAGACAGAUGUCAAUCUAUUGACACAAAAACAAGAAAGUGAUGAAACUGCUUAA
Molecule: messenger RNA, 1083 nt
Organism: Naegleria fowleri
Lineage: Eukaryota; Heterolobosea; Eutetramitea; Acrasida; Naegleriidae
Exons: 3
Coding region: 1-1083 (360 amino acids)
Biological process (GO): protein import into nucleus; ribosomal subunit export from nucleus
Cellular component (GO): cytoplasm; nucleus
Molecular function (GO): GTPase activity; GTP binding
Source: RefSeq, a predicted model, not a curated record